UGGGUCUUUCAUUUGUUAACGCCAGCGCGAACGUUUGCUUUGCACGUUCACGAAGUGUCUUUGGUCACUGUUCUUACAUCUGUGUUUGGUUUUGUGUAUUGCGCUUGCACUAACAGUUGUAUCCUUAUGAUCGAAUGUAUGCAAGAUUAUGAGCUAAAGCGAGGCUCUCUAUUGUGAAAUGCAACUUAUUCCUCCUUGUAUCGUUUUCCCAAGGAAAAUCAGCUGUGAUGGAGCAGAGUGAAAAUGCUCAUUCUUAUGAGAGUCAAUCAUCUCAAAGCUCGGAAGAACUACAGGAUUUCUUCAGACCGCAUCUUAAUUCACAUGACUGCUCAAGGAGUGAUGCAAAUGCUUGGGUGAAUUUUAAAACGAUUACCACAUUUAAUUCAGGAAUUUCAUCUUCUACUGACAUCUGUGGGACAAGCUAUUCUGAAAACCAUGCAUCUCACUCACCAAAUCUCACCAAAGUUGAAGUUACUACUCAGGAUAAGAAAAUCCAAGAAUCAAAGUCAAGCUGUAGCAUGGAUAUUGAUGAGCAUUUUCAUUUUAAGCACUCUCAUUCAUCUCAAUUUGUUGAAAAGUCUAUCCAACAAAACAAUUCUUUGCUCUCGAGCAAAGAAGAAAUCUUGAAAUCCUGUAUAAAUAGAUCUAGGAGAAAAAGUCACAGAAAUAGUCUCUCGGAAGGCUCCAAUCCAUAUGGCGUAGAGUGUGAGAGUGGGAAACCACGGAAUGGAACUAUGAGUGAUGCUGGCAAUAAUUUAGCCAGUACCAGCCUAAGGUCAUGUGCUCCCGGCCCAGUGCAAAGUCUGACUAGAUUCUCUCCGACAAGCUUACUUGUAGAGUCCUUAAUUGAUCAACUGUGUAAACUCAUGGAAAAAGAUAGUGGAAAACAAAAGAAACUCUAUCAUGUGAUAUGUGAAAGACUUCAUCAGAUGCAGCUCAUUGAUGAUACUUACACAAUUGAGGAAUUUCAAUUCAUGCGCAGUCAUUAUCAGAAAGCUCUAUACCAGCUUUUGGCCGUUGCCAAGUCAUCUACACAGUCAUGUGACUCAAAGACCAUACUUCUUCCACUUCCAAGCUCCAACAUGAAUUUUGACAUUAAAGUUCAUUCUGAACAAUUACUGGAGUGGUCUCGUUAUCAACAUGAAUAUCAAGAGUUGGAAUACAUUGCUAAAGGUGGUUUUGGCCAUGUUUACAAGGUCAGGAAUAAAUUAGAUGGUGGUGAAUAUGCAAUCAAAAAAAUAUUUCUCAGAUAUCGCUAUGUUCAAGGGUUUCUCAGAAGCUUAAAAGAAGUGAAAAUGCUUGCUCGUCUUAAUCAUCCAAAUAUUGUUUCAUACAAAGCAGCAUGGCUUGAACCACUAGAUGAUGAGAAAUAUAAAGCUGAGAUUCAGAAACCCUCGCAAAGCAGUUUAUCUCAAGAAAUCUCAGUUUCUAUUGUGUCUGUCACAAAAAAGUCUAAGUUGCCUCUACCCCCUGCUCCCACUGAUAUGACAGAAGAUUCUCUUGAUAUUGUAUUUGAAGAUUCUUCAGUCAAAGCUGGCAACAACUCUAAACUUGAUACGCCAGAGAGUCAAGAAGAACCUAGCAUAGUGUUUAAGGAUUUCAAACUGAGUGAUGAAAGUGAAUCAAAAACUCGCCCACUUUCACACUCGCCUGGUGCAGCUGUCUCAUCGAGAAGCCGUAGUGGAACUGACUCUUCCCAAUGUAGCAACAGCGAUGAGACUGAUGAGGGAUCAAGUAGCUCAGAUGAUGCAUUUGUAUACACUUUGCCCUUAAAGGCAAAACGCAGUAGAAGAAAUAGUUCCACUUCAAUUUUGAAAAAUUGGGCCACACUGUAUGUUCAAAUGCAACUUUGUGAGCGCAAUUUAAGGCAGUGGCUAGAUCUGCGAAAUGUUUCCUUACCUGCUUAUCCAUUGGCACCAAACAAUAGUAAUGGAAUUUUAGCUCUUAGCCUUUUCAAAAAGAUAGUUCGCGGUGUGGAUUACAUUCACACGCAGGGCAUUGUCCAUCAUGAUAUCAAGCCCAGUAACAUAUUUGUGAAUGAAAACUUGAAAGAAGUUCAGGUUGGUGACUUUGGCUUGUCAUGCUGUAUUUUAAGUAGAGUUGAUAGCACUGGGGCUUUUGGGGAAAACCAUGGCGAAGUGGGAACUCGCAUGUAUGCAGCUCCUGAGCAGUUACGAGGAAAAUGUACUUCAAAGAGUGAUUUGUAUAGCUUGGGAAUUGUGUUACUUGAGCUUCUUCAACCGUUUCACACUGACAUGGAGAGGAUGAAAGUUAUUCAAGAGUUAAGAACUGGUCAUUUACCACCAGAACUAACCACAACAUGGCCCCAUGCAGCUAGACUUAUCAGUGAUUUAUUGGUGACAUCUCCCGCCUCAAGACCAACUGCAAAUGAACUGCUGCAGCGAGUAGAUGUUUUGAUCCGUUCCAAUACAGAGAGUGAUUUUGUGUCCCAAAUGGCCUCCAAAGAUGAAACCAUUCGCCUUCUAAAAGAAGCUGUUGCAUCAAGGGACCAAGAAAUAACAGAACUCCGACGCAGAUUGUCAAGUUUUGAAAAGGAUUAGGCAGUCCUGCAGUUCUUUCUUCUUUUAAUAUGCUCUUUUCCCAUGCUAAAAUCUUAAUUGGUUCACAGUCACAUCGAACUUAUUAAAAUGUAUUUUGGGUGGUUGUAGUAUUUAUUAUUGGAUUGGAAUUUUGAUUGGAAUUUUAUAAGACCUCUGAGGAUUCCUCUUGUCUUCUUAAUUUUCUGUCUAGUCAUAAUUUGUAUGACAGUAUUGAAUGCACAUUGUGCACCAUGUGGAUGUAGAACAUGCAGAGAAUCUUUCAUGAUGUUUUGCUCACACUUUUAAUGUCUUGGAAAUUGUUGGCUGUGAAAUUUUCUCCCUUUUAGUUUUUAUUUUGUUGCUUUAUGUUAAUAUCUUCAUAUCUCGCAAACAAUGUCAUGAAAAUUUCAUUAAGCAUUUGGAAAGUUUAAUUUUUUUUGUUUUGAAUGUAUCUAUUGACAAUCGAAAGUCACAUUCCUUCAUUUCCUUACAUUGCUUAAGGACUUGUGGUAAUUAGUUUAUUAUCUAACAUUUUCUUACGAUAUUUCAUUCAGGUUGUGUCUUGAAUUCAUGCCUUUGUUUUGUUUUUUAGUUAAUUUAUGUGUUUUAAAAUUUGUCUUUUCCUAUGUACUGCCUAAAAUAAUGAAGGAGAAAUGCAUUACACGUUCCUGAAAUCUGAAA
This is a messenger RNA of Frankliniella occidentalis (western flower thrips), 3221 nucleotides long. RefSeq names its product eukaryotic translation initiation factor 2-alpha kinase 1-like. The transcript has 11 exons. Bases 228 to 2561 code for a protein of 777 amino acids. Gene Ontology annotation, molecular function: ATP binding; protein kinase activity. Gene Ontology annotation, biological process: protein phosphorylation. The record is from RefSeq and is a predicted model, not a curated record. NCBI's taxonomy places the organism in Eukaryota, Metazoa, Arthropoda, Insecta, Thysanoptera, Thripidae.